Messenger RNA from Rotaria sordida, 2737 nucleotides. The record is from the annotation of a GenBank genome assembly. NCBI's taxonomy places the organism in Eukaryota, Metazoa, Rotifera, Eurotatoria, Philodinida, Philodinidae.
UUAUUGGUGAAAUACCUUUAGAAAUAAAUGUUAAUGGAAUAAAAACAACAAUUAUUGCUGAUGUUACAACAAAUCUUGUUACAAAUUUGAUAUUAGGUAGUGAUUGGAUUCAAUCAAACAACGUUUAUAUUCUCACACCUGAACAACGAAUUAUGAUCCGAAGUCGAGGUAAAGAAGUAUCAACUCCUUUUGUUACACCACCUCUUCUAAAUUAUCCAGCUACUCUGAUUAACUAUAUUACUUUUCCUCCUUUUUCAGAAAGAAUAGUAGAAGCAAAAGUUCAACCUAACAAUAUGACUGACAUAUUAUUUGAACCAAAUCCUCGGUUAAAAAAUAAAGCAUUAUUUACUGCAAAUGCAUUACUCAAUAUCGAAAAUAGCAAAAUUAGAAUUAGUAUAAUUAAUGCAACUAAUCGACAACAAACGCUUUCCGAAGGAACCAAAUUAGGUAUCGUGACACAAGUAUCUUCUACAAUUGGUGUCACCAUGUCAUCAAAUUAUUUAACAGAACGCAUUCCGGAAGGAAAAGCGUGUAAAGAGCUCAUUCCUGAAGGGAAAGGAGCGAAGAAAUCAAACAAAUUAAAUUUUAAUAAUAUGCUGACUACAACAGUACAUGGAAAACAACACCAAUGUCGUGAAUGUUAUCGAAAUUUUGAUACUGGCAAUGAAUUAUUUGAACACCUUAGAAACAAAUGUUAUCCUGAAGAAAUAAGACAGCAAAUAAACAAAUUAACCGAACAUAUUAGUGAUGAUAAACAACGGGAACACAUUUUAAAAAUUUUAUGCAAAUAUGGAAAAUUAUUUGAUAUUAGAAGACCAUCAAAAAUUGAUAUUGUUUUAAAAAAUGCUAUUGAUACUGGUACACAUCGACCAAUCCAUACUCCACCAUAUAGGAAAUCGAACAAAGAUCAAGAAACCUUAAGAAAAGAAACAGAUAAAUUAUUAAAAAAUGGAAUUAUUGAACAUUCAACAUCACCAUGGUCUUCACCUGUCGUUUUAGUAAAAAAGAAAGAUGGAACAACAAGAUUUUGUGUCGAUUAUCGUCGUCUGAAUCAAAUUACAACGAAAGAUGCUUUCCCUCUACCAAGAAUUGAUGAUAUUUAUGACCAGUUAACAAAAGCAGCAUAUUUCACAAAAUUUGAUUUCAAAGCUGGUUAUUUUCAAGUACCAUUAGACAAAGCAGAUCGACCAAAAACAGCAUUUUCAACUCGAGAUGGACAUUUUCAAUUUAAAGUAUUACCACAAGGCCUUACUAAUGGACCACCAACAUUCCAACGUAUUGUUAAUCAAAUAUUAGGUCCAAAUAGGUGGAAACAUGUUCUCGCCUAUAUCGAUGAUAUUAUUAUUUACUCACAAAAUUUUAGUGAACAUUUAAAACAUAUUGAAGAAGUCUGUUCUCUAUUACAAGAAGCAAAUUUCAAAUUAAAUGUUGAUAAAUGUGAAGUAGCAAGGACAGAAAUAUUAUUUCUCGGACAUGUAAUUAAAGCUGGUACCAUUAAACCAGAUCCAGACAACAUCCGUGGAUUGACUGAUACACGAGAACCAACAUCAGCUGAAGAAGCAUUUAGAUUCGUCAAGGCAGCAGAAUAUUACAGAAAAUUUAUUCCAAAAUUCUCCACCAUCGCUGCACCAUUACAUAAAUACUCUCCAGCAACAUUACAGCAACAAAAGAACAAUAAAAAAUUAAAAUUUGAAUUAUCGGCCGAAGCCAGAACGGCAUUCCAUCAACUCAAGAAAAUAUUAACAACCGAUCUUAUUCUUGAUUUACCCGAUGAUGCAUUACCAUUUAAAUUACAAACUGAUGCUUCUGGAGAUGGAAUUGGUGCUGUUUUAUUACAAAUUACUCCCAAUGGUGAUCGACCAUUAGCAUACAUGUCAAAGAAAUUAACAAAAACACAAACUAAUUGGCCAACAAUCGAACAAGAAUGUUAUGCAAUAGUACAAGCAAUAGACAAAUGGGACAAAUAUCUUCGUGGCCAUGAAUUCAUAUUAGAAACUGAUCAUGAACCGUUAGUUCAUUUUACCAACAAAGAACAAUUAAAUAAAAGAUGUGAACGAUGGCGAUUAAAAUUAGCUGAAUAUCGAUUUAAGGUGAAACACAUACAAGGCAAGAAAAACAAUAUGGCAGAUUAUCUUUCAAGAUCACCAGUCGAAAUAGCUGAAGAAGAUAUUGAAGAACGAACUCAAUAUGAAUCUGCAUCAACACAAACAGAUUUAUCAUUUUCAUCAGUAAAUAAUAAUUUAAUUCCAUUAAAAAUAACAACAGCGGUUACUAGAGCUCAAGCCAAAUUACAACAACAAGCAAUGGCAACACCAUCUAUUAAACCAACAGAUGAAAAAAUUAAUGAGCUCAUCCUACAAGGGAAAGUAGCGAUUGAUGAAGAAUCGAUAAUCAAACAAUCAGAUGAAAAUCCAAACAAGAUCAUCCCAUUUGAUAUGGAUGAUUUAAGAAAACUUCAAGAAGAAGAUAAAACAACUCAAGAAAUAAAAAAGAACAUCAAGAAUAAAAAACAUUAUUCUAUCGAAGAUGGAAUAUUAUUUAGAAAACAACAGCUACCACUUCCAUCUGUACCAUAUGUUCCAGCAGGACGAAUACGGGCUGAUAUAUUAAAAAUAUAUCAUGAUACACCUGCUAAUGGAGCUCAUUUUGGACGUGACAAAACAACAAGAAAAAUUCAAGAACGUUAUUAUUGGCCAACAAUGAUAGCUGAUAUUAGAAAUCAUAUUAAUUCAUGUUU